Zingiber officinale is the source of this 1083-nucleotide messenger RNA. RefSeq lists its product as uncharacterized. The coding region runs from base 1 to 1083 and encodes 360 amino acids. Lineage: Eukaryota; Viridiplantae; Streptophyta; Magnoliopsida; Zingiberales; Zingiberaceae. The record is from RefSeq and is a predicted model, not a curated record. The transcript has a single exon. Gene Ontology annotation, molecular function: zinc ion binding; nucleic acid binding.
AUGUCUGGCAUCCCACAAGUUGCUGCGAAGGAGAACGGCGGAGUGCCAUUUCCCUAUCCGAUGCUAAGCCCUCACAAUUAUACUGUGUGGGCAAUAAAGACAGAGGCGAUUCUUGAUGCCCAGGGAGUCUGGGAGGCGGUGGAGCCAACGGAAGGAGCCCAAGUAGAUAUAAAGAAGGACAAAAAGGUGCGUGCAUACAUCUUGCAAUGUAUCCACGAAGACAUCCUUCUCCAGAUUGCUAACAAGAAGAUGGCGAAGGAAGUCUGGGACAGCCUCAAGACGAGGUACCUUGAUAGUGAUCGAGUGAAGAAAGUACACGUACAAACGUUGAAGAGCGAGUUUGACGCCCUCCGGAUUAAGGAGACCGACACGAUUGAUGAGUUUGCUGGCAAACUCAGUACUAUGAGCAGCAAGUUCUCUGCCCUUGGUGCCACGCUUGAAGAUUCAUCUUUGGUAAAGAAGUUACUUGAUUCUGUCCCUGAUAAGUUUUUCCCUAUUGUUGGCGGUAUUGAGCAGUUUCACGAUCUUGAGACGAUACCAUUUGAGGAGACUAUUGGGCGACUGAAAGCGUACGAAGAACGAACACUACGUCUACGCGCCAACACCAACAACACUGAAGGUGAGCUCCUACUUACUCAUGCCGAAUGGCAAAUGCGACAGAAGGGGGGCAACGUGGACACUUCGUCAGGAGCCAAGGGGCGUGGGUCCAACAGCCCUAGUCAUAGCAAAUGGCGUGGGCGUGGGCGUGGGCAUGGGCGAGGGCGCGAUCGUGGUCGUGGUACGCCGAGCCAAGACAGUGCAGGAGGCACUAGCAGCAACGGCAGAGGCACUCGUGACAAGAGUCGUAUAAAGUGCUUCAAUUGUGAGAAAAUGGGUCAUUAUGCAUCCGAAUGCUACAACAAGCGUCGUGAUGAUGAGGCUCACCUCACUUGCGCCACCGAUGAAGAGCCAACAGUGAUGAUGACUGUGUCCCACGAGGAGUCUGACACUAGGCGUGAGCGGCAGGAUACCAUUCUGCUCAGUGAAGAUAGGUUGCUACCGGAGAUGUACCGCGACAUUAAUAAAGGAGACAAAGACGUCUAG